UUUUCAUCGACAACAAUACUAUUUAAAGACCUGAGGACUGAAGUUACUUCAGAUUAGACAGUAAGCUGCCGUGUCAAUCGCCCGUGAUAGGUGGGCAGAGAGCUUUUCUCAGAAUAUUUUAUUACAUCAAGCGCUAUUUUUCGUUUUUGCUUUCGUCGAUUAUUCGCUAAGCAAAUCAGAAAUAGAACCUGACCUCAGCUGGCUCAGACACUAUUAAAUCCAAUAACAUCGAGUUCUUCAUUUCAUUGUGAAAUCCGUGAGGUUGGAAGAAGUUUGUCAGUUAGAUAUAUCCCGUUUCAGCCCGAGUCGAACUUGUCAUUACAAACGAGAAGAAGACGGCGUCAUGAGUGUAAUAGAAGAUGUUAUUGAAGUCUUGUGUAUUGGGUCGAUUGUGGCUACUUUCCUGCUCAACACCUAUCGUGCUAAAAACGCUAUCGAGUUAUCUAAGGAAUGCUUGAUUCUUCUCGACAACAUAGCUAGCAAACUCGUUCCUGAUGAAGAAUUCGUCAAGAUAAUUUACAACAAAGUAUACUCUACGCUGUUCGUGGCGUCUUGUAUUAUCCAUGAUCACACAAAUGCAGCUCAAUAUGGCAGGAAGCUACUUGUCAUACACCACGAAUUGGGUGACAGAACAAACGAAUGCAACCUGAGCAAGGCACUGGCAAGCAUUUAUCUUCAGCAAAGUAAAUAUGUUGACGCAAAAGAACUUUAUGAGAGAGCAAUCAGCAUAAUUGAAGACACUGGUAUCGAGAAAGGGAGAGCAGACGUCUACGAGAGACUCGGAUGGGUGUGUUAUCAUCUUAGCGAAUAUGUUAAAGCUAAAGAGUAUAUUGAAAAAGCCCUUGCGAUAUCAACAGAAAUUGAACACAGAGUAGGAAUAGCAUCGUGUUAUGGAAACCUAGGAACGAUAUUUCUGUCUCUUGGUGAGUAUGUCGAAGCAGAAGAGUACCUGGAGAAAGCACUUGCCAUCACGGAAGAUAUUGGUCACAGACGAGGAGAAGCCGCGUGUUGUGGCAACCUUGGAGCUGUGUUUAAAUCGCUUGGUAAAUAUGUCAUAGCUGGAAAGUAUCUUAAGAAAGCACUAAGUAUCACAAAAGAAAUCGGAGACAAAAGAGGAGAAGCUUCCUGCAAUGCAAAUCUUGGAACUGUUUUUAAAUCCCUUUGCCAGUAUAGCAAGGCUCAAGAGCAUCUUGAGAAAGCUCUUGCUCUCAGAUCAGAGGUUGGUGACAAACAUGGAGAGGCAUCUGAUUACGGGAACCUAGGGAAUGUAUUUCUAUCCCUCGGGAAGCCCGCGAUAGCUGAAGAGUGUCUUGAGAAGGCGCUUGCAAUCAGAAAAGACAUUGGUGACAGACGAGGCGAAGCAGCAGAUUACGGCAGCCUAGGGACUCUGUUUACCUCUCUUGGUAAGUACAUUAAGGCUAAAGAACACCUGGAAAAAGCACUUGCGAUCAGAAUAGAAAUUGGUGACAGACCCGGAGAAGCAACUGAUUACGGAACCUUGGGAAAUGUGUUUCGAUAUCUUGGAGAUUAUAUCAAGGCUAAAGAAUUCAUCGAAAAAGCACUUGCGAUCAGAAAAGAAAUUGGUGAAAGACACGGAGAAGCCACAGAUUACGGAAACUUGGGAAAUGUAUUUCAAUUUCUUGGUAAAUUUAGCAAAGCUAGAGAAUAUUACGAGAAAGCACUUGCUAUGAUGGUAGAAAUUGGCGACCGACAAGGUGAAGCAUCAUGUUAUGGCAACCUAGCAACAGUGUUUCAAUCUCUUGGUGAAUAUGUCAAGGCUAGAGACUAUCUCGAGAAAGCACUCGUGAUUAAUGUGGAAAUUGGUGAUAGAAAAGAAGAAGCAACAGAUUAUGGAAACAUGGGAACUGUGUUCAGAUCCCUUGGUGAAUACAGAAAAGCUGAAGAAUAUCACAUGAAAGCUCUCGCCAUUAAAAAAGAAAUUGGGGACAGGCAAGGAGAAGCCUCAUGUUACGGAAACCUGGUAACUGUGUAUUUUUCAACUUGUGAAUAUACCAAGGCUAAAGAAUUCACGGAGAAGUCGCUUUCCAUCAGAGUAGAAAUUGGUGACAAACAAGGAGAAGCAGCAGAUUACGGAAAUCUUGGAACUGUAUUUCUGUCUCUUGGUGAAUAUGUCCAGGCUGAGAGGGAAAUUUUGAAAGCAAUUGAGAUCAGAAAAGAAAUUGGCGACAGACAAGGAGAAGCAUCAGACUACGGAAACCUUGGAAAUGUGUUUCUUUCUCGUGGUGAAUACCUCAAAGCUAACGAAUAUCUUGAGAAAGCGCUUAACAUCAGAAAAGAAAUUGGCGACAGAGAAGGAGAAGCAAGAGAUUACACAAACUUAGGAGCAGUGUUUCAAUCUCUUGGUGAACACGACAAGGCAAUAGAAUUCGAUGAGAAAGCACUUGCAAUUACACGACAAAUUGGUAACAGAGAAGGAGAAGCAGCAAGUUACGGAAACCUAGGAGCCGUUUUUCAAUCUCUUGGUAAACAUGCUAAGGCUGUAGAGUAUCUCAAGAAAGCCCUUGCGAUCAAAAUUGAAAUUGGUGACAAACGAGGAGAGGCUGCAGAUUACGGAAACCUUGGAACCGUGUUUAAAUCCCUUGGUAAAUAUGGCAAGGCUGAAGAAUAUCACAUGAAAGCACUUGCGAUUAAAAAAGAAAUUGGAAACAGACAGGGUGAAGCCGCAUGCUAUGGAAACCUAGCAACUGUGUUCACAUCUCUCAGAGACUAUGUCAAGGCUGAGCAGUGUCUUGAAAAAGCACUUUUCAUAAGCAGGGACAUUGGAGACAGUGAAGAGGAAGUUAAAAGCCUUUAUAACUUUGCCUGGCUGAAGUUUUUAGAGGGAAAGAUUGAGGAAGCGUUUUUAUAUCUCCUUUCAAGCGUCCAAAAAUGCGAGGAUUUGAGAAGUGUACUUGGAGACAACGACCAAUUCAAGAUUUAUUUUGCAGAUGAGUACGGUUUAGCCUACAAGUGGCUCUUUAGAAUGAUUUUUGACGCAGGGUUUCCAAUUAAGGCUCACUAUGUUGUUGAGCUGGAACGGGCCAGAGCCCUAGUAGACUUGAUCUCGGCGCAGUAUUGCGUGGAAAAACAGAUCUUCGGCCUAAAUCCCAAAUCGUGGUAUGGUAUUGAAAAGGUGAUAGAGAGAGAAAGUAACUCAAUAUGUCUUUACAUUUCUUAUCACGCUCAGAGAAUGUAUCUAUGGAUUCUCGAAACCAGCGGCGUCAUCCAUUCCCUGAGAAGAGAGGUAGAUGAAAGCAUGUCUGAGGAAAGAUUUGAUGAAUAUUUUGCUAAAAACUUCAGAACAUUUGGUUUGUUGCCAGAGAAGAAUUGCGAAGAUCGAUCGUUAAAUGACUGUCAACUUAACCCUAACUCAUCCGAGGAAUGCAGCCGCGCAGGCCAACGACUUGUUGAAGAAGAUGAAGAAAGCGAAGAGUGCAAACCUUGUCUUUCCCUUUGCUACAAAAUGAUGAUCGCUCCCACGGUUGAAUUACUCAAGGAAAGCGAAAUCAUCAUUGUGCCUGACCGCGCCUUGUACAAAGUUCCAUUUGCAGCGUUAAAAGAUGAAAGUGGGAAGUAUUUAUCAGAGACUUUCAGGAUCCGCAUAGUUCCUUCUUUGACAACUCUCAAGCUAAUUCAGAACAGUCCUGAAGACUAUCACAGUCAGACUGGUGCACUGAUAGUGGGUGAUCCUGAGGUUGGUCAAGUGUUUUACAAGGGAGUUUAUAGAAACGUGUCACGAUUGCCCUGUGCUAAUAAGGAAGCGGAAAUGAUUGGAAGACUGCUGGGUGUUCAGCCUUUGCUGGCAGGGAACGCAACCAAGCAGGCAGUUCUUCAGAGGAUACAUUCCGUGAGUCUUAUACACUUUGCCGCGCAUGGUAACGCUGAAAGAGGCGAAAUAGCGCUUUCCCCCGUACGUCCUACCAACAAGACUCCUCAAGAAGAAGACUACUUAUUGACAAUGUCUGAAAUUUCAAGUGCUCAGCUCCGAGCUAAACUGGUGGUUCUUAGCUGUUGUCACAGCGGCCAAGGGCGGGUCAGAGCAGAGGGAGUUGUUGGAAUUGCACGAGCGUUCCUAGGUUCUGGUGCUCGCUCAGUGUUGGUGGCACUGUGGGCCAUUCAAGACAUCGCGACAGAACAGUUUAUGAACUGUUUCUAUGAUCACCUUGUUCGUGGUGAAAGUGCCAGUGAAUCUCUUCACCAGGCCAUGAGGUGGAUGAGAGCUAACGGCUAUUCUGACGUGACCCAGUGGGCUCCUUUUAUGCUGAUUGGAGAUGACGUGACUUUUCACUUUGGAAGAUAAACGCAAAUUUCAGUAAGGAACAAAUGGAUUGUUAUUUGGAAAGCAAUUCAAAAUUGAAUUCAGUCCAAUAGAUUGUAAAGAAGUCUACCAGCCUCUAGCUUCAGUAUAACUACAUUAGAGAGGGAAAACAGACUAUUUCUCUUUUAAAAAGUGGAAUGUUUCAUUCGGCUCAACCGAACGUCAUCAGCCACAUGAAGUUCGGUUGAGGCUAGACUUGCCACAAGUCGACUGCGAAAAGAGAGCGAGCGAGCAGAAGCGAGGGACGAAGUCUAAUCUAGCGGAAACGGGCUUUGAGAAAGUCUAGGUUGAGGCGAACGAAAUACUCCACUUUCUAAAAGAGUGAUAUUGCGCUCGGAGUACAGGAAAUUAUUUUAAAUUUUAAGCAUGAUUCUAUAGCAGGAAAAUAUAUAUUUUUUUAUUGUAGACUGUUUCUCUUUCUUUAAGUGUAAGUAAAAAUUGAUGGCUUUUCAAUCUGACCUACCCACGAUAGCGAACUUGACAAGCUUUACUUGUUGGUGUUUUAUAACAGAUUGAGACUCGAACUCUAUCUUUCAACUAUCGCGACAAAUGUAGCAUUCAUGCAUGCAUUAUUAUCACGUUUUACUCACUGUCAGUGACAACAUUUAGAAAACCACUGUAAGAAAGUGCGCGAUGAAAACCGCAUAACCAGUUCGACUACAGUAUGGACUUAACGAGAGUGAGAGCAAAGAGAGUUUACAUUGUAAUCGAAAUUAAUUGACAAGACGUUAAAGGGGCUAGGUUACCCAAUUUUAGGCAAUUUCAGCACUGAUCAAAUGGUCAUAGAAUUAACUAAAAUAUCACAAAAACGACUCAUAACUAUAGAAGAUCUCAAACAAAACACAGGAAAGCCAAGAAGGGACAUGGAUGGACAAAACUGGUGAGGAUUACAUUUGGAUAAAUUUGAUAAACGUCGACCCACCUUUUUUCAAAUUUAUAUCAGUUUAUAUCAAAACGUCGUUGACACAGCUGGAAAAUCAU
Messenger RNA from Orbicella faveolata, 5299 nucleotides. RefSeq lists its product as uncharacterized. The record is from RefSeq and is a predicted model, not a curated record. Gene Ontology annotation, molecular function: protein binding. Lineage: Eukaryota; Metazoa; Cnidaria; Anthozoa; Scleractinia; Merulinidae.